AUGGCAAAUGGAAAUGAGAGCAGCGAAGGGCCGGGCGGGCCCAUGGGAGCGGUGCUAGCCACCACGGGAGGUGUUGUAGCCGGGGGUCCUUCCUCAGCCGUCUCUACCUAUCUCAAACUGGUGCUGCUGGGCUUGAUCAUCUGCAUCAGCCUGGUGGGUAAUCUGGUGGUGUCUCUGCUGGUACUGAGAGACCGGGCUCUGCACAAGGCACCUUACUACUUUCUGUUGGACCUGUGCCUGGCUGACACAAUACGUUCAGCUGUAUGCUUCCCCUUCGUGCUGGUUUCUAUCAGGAACGGCUCUGCCUGGACCUACAGUGUGCUGAGCUGCAAAGUCGUUGCUUUCAUGGCUGUGCUUUUUUGCUUCCACGCUGCCUUCAUGCUAUUUUGCAUCAGCGUGACACGUUACAUGGCCAUUGCCCACCACCGCUUUUACUCAAAGCGCAUGACCUUCUGGACAUGCGUAGCUGUGGUCUGCAUGGUGUGGACACUGUCUGUGGCAAUGGCUUUCCCGCCUGUUUUUGAUGUGGGCACUUACAAGUUCAUUCGUGAGGAGGACCAGUGCAUCUUUGAGCAUCGCUACUUCAAGGCGAAUGACACACUGGGUUUCAUGCUGAUGCUGGCUGUGCUCAUUCUCGCCACACAUGUCGUCUAUAUGAAGCUACUCUUGUUUGAGUACAAACACCGAAAGAUGAAGCCGGUGCAGAUGGUGCCAGCCAUCAGCCAGAACUGGACCUUCCACGGGCCUGGCGCUACGGGCCAAGCGGCCGCCAACUGGAUUGCAGGAUUCGGCAGGGGCCCGAUGCCUCCCACUCUGCUGGGAAUCCGGCAGAACUUGCACAACCAAAACCGUCGCCUACUGGGCAUGGAGGAGUUCAAGGCGGAGAAGCAGCUGGGCAGGAUGUUCUAUGUGAUCACCCUGCUCUUCCUGUUGCUCUGGUCUCCGUACAUUGUGGCUUGCUAUUGGCGGGUGUUUGUCAAAGCUUGCACAAUACCGCAUCGGUACCUCUCCACCACCGUGUGGAUGAGCUUCGCCCAGGCCGGGGUCAACCCCAUCGUCUGCUUCUUCCUCAACAAAGACCUGAAGAAAGGGCUCCUGUCCCACCUACCAGCCUGCUGCAGGACUAAACCUCAUCUGCCACGAGAGCCUUACUGUGUCAUGUGA
Molecule: messenger RNA, 1164 nt
Organism: Lampris incognitus (smalleye Pacific opah)
Lineage: Eukaryota; Metazoa; Chordata; Actinopteri; Lampriformes; Lampridae
Gene: gpr173
Product: G protein-coupled receptor 173
Exons: 1
Coding region: 1-1164 (387 amino acids)
Biological process (GO): G protein-coupled receptor signaling pathway
Cellular component (GO): plasma membrane
Molecular function (GO): G protein-coupled receptor activity
Source: RefSeq, a predicted model, not a curated record